UAUGAACAAAUUGAUAUAAAUAAAAAAGAAGAUAUAGCCAAUAGCUAUGAAGAGAAAGUAAAGUAUGAUAAGAAAGAAAGCUUACAGAAAAAGGAAAGAGAAGAAGCUAACAAGAAGAGAAAAAUGGAAAAAGUUAGAGAAAAAA
This is a messenger RNA of Scutellospora calospora, 145 nucleotides long. Lineage: Eukaryota; Fungi; Glomeromycota; Glomeromycetes; Diversisporales; Gigasporaceae. The record is from the annotation of a GenBank genome assembly.